This is a messenger RNA of Trypanosoma rangeli, 489 nucleotides long. RefSeq names its product R27-2 protein. The record is from RefSeq and is a predicted model, not a curated record. The annotation marks the transcript as partial. NCBI's taxonomy places the organism in Eukaryota, Euglenozoa, Kinetoplastea, Trypanosomatida, Trypanosomatidae. The transcript has a single exon.
GGAGUCAUUGAAGGCGAGAAUCAGAGAGCUGAGGAGGCAUUGAAGGCCGAGAAGCAGAGAGCUGCGGAGGCGUUGGAUGCCGAGAAGCAGAGAGCAGCGGAGGCUGUGGAUGCCGAGAAGCGCAGGGCCGAGAAGGCUGUUAUCGCAUUGGAGGCCGAGAAGCAGAGAGCUGAGGAGGCUUUGGAUGCCGAGAAGCAGAGAGCAGCGGAGGCAUUGGAUGCCGAGAAGCGCAGGGCCGAGAAGGCUGUUAUCGCCUUGAAGGCCGAGAAGCAGAGAGCUGCGGAAUGUAUGAAGGCUGCGGUGGCUAAUGAGUGCUUGUCUGUUGAUCCCGUUCCAGAUUUGAGUGAUCCGCGCAGGAAAAUGAAGAUUAAGUCGAAAUAUCGUGAAAAAAAUGUUACGGAGUCGAUGCCGUUGUUAGAGCGUACGAAUGGUUCUGUAGAUGGGAGUUCUCCUGGACGUCGUUUCUGCCCUUUGUGCAUGGUGAUGUAA